Molecule: messenger RNA, 2580 nt
Organism: Zea mays
Lineage: Eukaryota; Viridiplantae; Streptophyta; Magnoliopsida; Poales; Poaceae
Product: Scarecrow-like protein 6
Exons: 1
Coding region: 260-2197 (645 amino acids)
Source: RefSeq, marked validated
CAAAUUCACAAGACGAGAGACAGAAGAGGAGGUAGUAGAGAGAGAAGGGCCGAGUAAGUAGGUGGGUAGUACGGGAGCGUACCGAAUGAUGAUGAGUCCUUGGACUCUACAACAGCCAAGCGCUAUCUGAAGCGAGAAGAGAAGCAACCAGCCCGUAGGACAAGACGUGUCGGGAGGAGGAAGAACAAGUAGCCAGGGAGCAGCAGCCAUCGCCAUUCCUGCCUGGUUUUGCUCCUGCUGUUAUGAGGAGCUGGACUAGAUGAGGGGAAUGCUCUUUGCUGGUAGCGCACGAGAAGGGCACGCGGGGACACUGCUGCAACUGCAACUGCAACACCAACGACAGGGGCUCGCCGCCGGCAAAGUCUCAGGCGCCGGCGACCUCUGGGAGCCCACCUCGGUGCUUGACCGCCGACACAGCCCCAGCCCGAGCCCGCCGACCUCGGUUCCCACGCUGUCGUCGCCCCUGGGCGCCGCGACCGCCGGUGUGGCGGCCCUCGCCGGUGCUAACGCCAAGAACGUCUCCCCGCCGCCGGUGGCGGCGGCGGCAUGGCCAGGGGGAGGAGGGGCGGAGGAGGCCGUGGCGGGGGGCAAGGAGGAGUGGCAGCUCACACCGCUUGACAUGGGCCUUGGCGCCGGCGAGGGGUGGGACGCGGCCGACGCCGCGGCGCCGCCGGGGCUCGCCCCCGACCACACCUUCCUCAGGUGGAUCAUCGGCGGCGAGGACGCGUCUGCGGCCAUGGGGUCUGUCAUGGACCCGCCGGUCCUUGAGCUGGACCACGCGCCGUCCAUGAUGUCGCCGGCGUUUGGGUCCACCAUGCCGUUCGCGCCGGCCAUGGAGGACGCCAAGCCGGUGCCCUUCGGCCACACGCCCAACUUCCUGCUCCACCACUGCCACCAGCACCACCCCCAGCCGCACGCCGCCUUCUUCGGCUCGCACCCGUCCCUGGACGCGGCGCCGCAGCCGAAGCGACCACACCCGAUGGCCGGGGCGCCGGCGCCGAAGCUGCCGUCUUUCCCUGGGCCUGUCGCCCAGGCGGGCGGCGGGUUCGCGUCGGCCUUGAAGCCCAAGGCGGAGGCGGGUAACGACGAGGCGGCCGCUGCGGUGGACCAGCUUGCCGAGGCGGCCAGACUUGCCGAGGCCGGCGACGCCUUCGGCGCCCGCGAGAUAUUGGCGCGGCUCAAUUAUCGGCUCCCCGCCGUGCCCACGGCCGGGACGCCGCUGCUCCGCUCGGCCUUCUACUUCAAGGAGGCCCUGCGCGUUGCGCUCUCCCCGACCGGCGAGGCCCUUGCGCCCCCGGCGGUGUCGACGCCGUACGACGUGGUCCUGAAGCUCGGCGCGUACAAGGCCUUCUCCGAGGUGUCCCCCGUGCUCCAGUUCGCGCACCUGACCUGCGUGCAGGCGGUGCUGGACGAGCUCGGGGCCGCCGGGCGCAUCCACGUGCUGGACCUGGACAUCGGCAUGGGCGAGCAGUGGGCGUCGCUGAUGCAGGAGCUGGCGCAGCGCAGCCCCGCGGCGACGCUCAAGGUGACCGCAUUGGUGUCGCCGGCGUCGCACCACCCGCUGGAGCUGAACCUCAUCCACGAGAACCUGUCGGGCUUCGCCCGCGAGCUCGGCGUGUUCCUCCAGUUCGCGGCGUACAACGUGGACGCCCUGGACCCCGCGGAGCUGGUGGCCAUCACCAGCGGCGACGCCGUGGCCGUCCACCUCCCCGUGGGGUCGGCCCACGUGGCCGCAAUGCCGGCCGUGCUCCGCCUCGUGAAGCGGCUCGGCGCCAAGGUGGUGGUGUCCGUGGACCGCGGCUGCGACCGCACGGAGCUGUCGUUCAGCACGCACCUGUUACAGGCGUUCCAGUCCUGCGUGUCCCUGCUGGACUCCAUCGACGCCGUGGGGGGCGCGGACGCCGAGGCGGUCGGCAGGAUCGAGCGCUUCAUGGUCCAGCCCGACGUGGAGCGGCGCGUAGUGUCGCGCCACCGCGCGGCAGUGGCCGUGGACAAGCCGCCGCCGCUGCCGUGGCGGACCGUGCUCGCGUCGGCGGGGUUCGUGCCGGUGCAGGCCAGCACGUUCGCCGAGUCGCAGGCCGAGGCCCUACUCAAGCGGAUGGCGCUGAUGGGGUUCCGCGUCGAGAAGCGCGGCGGCGCGCUCUGCCUCUACUGGCAGCGCGGCGAGCUGGUCUCCGUGUCGGCGUGGCGGUGCUGACCGCCGGGAGUACGCCGCCGCCGCCGCAACCAAGAGCCAGCCGUGAAUCUACCACAAGCCCGGGUUAGCUAGGACUAAUGAUCCUACUACUGCAAGCAAAAAAAAUAUUUUCCACCGUCGUCGUUUGUAACGAUCUCAUCUGGUCUGGUCUCGUCUGUCUGCUUAUUAGUGUGUCCUACCCGAUUAAUCGUGGAGUACGUCGUCCGUUGCCUGGCUUUGCAGCCUCGGUGGGCUCUGCUCAUGUUGAUUUGCGGAGCGCGCCGUGGUUUGCAGGUUGUAAAACGUAGGCGUGGUGCAGUGCAGUGACCAGCGCAUCCUACCGCCCGUCGUGUUGCUACUCUUUUUUUUCCAUUGCUGUGAAAUCAAUUAAUGGUUAUGGCGUU